This is a messenger RNA of Oncorhynchus nerka (sockeye salmon), 2996 nucleotides long. Its product is annotated as T-cell differentiation antigen CD6-like. Lineage: Eukaryota; Metazoa; Chordata; Actinopteri; Salmoniformes; Salmonidae. Bases 609 to 2375 code for a protein of 588 amino acids. Gene Ontology annotation, molecular function: serine-type endopeptidase activity. The transcript has 11 exons. Gene Ontology annotation, biological process: zymogen activation. The record is from RefSeq and is a predicted model, not a curated record. Gene Ontology annotation, cellular component: plasma membrane.
AGACUUAGAUGCACUAUUGUAAAGUGGCUGUUCCACUGGAUGUCAUAAGGUGAAAGCACCAAUUUGUAAGUCGCUCUGGAUAAGAGCGUCUGCUAAAUGACUUAAAUGUAAAUGUAACACGCAAACAUGCUCUCUCUAACACACAAACAUGCUCUCUCUAACACACAAACAGAAAACAAAAAGAAGAAAAGAAUGAUCAAUUGUCAUUUGUGUCAUAGAGGAUAUCAAAUGGUCCGUAGAGUCAGAUUUUUAAGGAAAAUGCUAUCAAUCAGUUAUAAUCAUACUACACUAACCUGGUUUUCAUUCUCUAUUUGUUGAACCUAAAUGAAGUGCAAUUCCACAUUUAAACCGGGAAAAAAGUGAAGACUAAAGUGUGAUAUGCAGAACUAAAGGCUCCAGUGUCACAUGGUUUGAAACCACUGAGUAUUUGGUCCCGUGGUGUUUCUAGAAUCAGGUUGGUCGACUUCAGUGUCCCCCUCCGAAUUCACCACCCAGUGACAUUUCCACAGGACAUGACUCACAGGAUGUGGCUGCUCUGCUGAACGUCUGCAAAGAGCACAGCAACCGAUAGGCCAACAAACAGCUAGGGCAUUCAAUGUGUGUGUACUAUGCUGUAUAACAUGUACUGUACAUGUGACUACACUACAUGGGGAAAUAUAAACAGCCAUCUGUAUUUCACUCUCAUAUUGAUUCUGCAUCUCCCCACCCCUCCAGCCAUAUCUCACCCCCCCAGGCUAUCUCAGCACUGCUCUGGGGUUGUCGAGGUGCUCCAUCGAGGGCUGUGGAGGCCGGUGACCUUUGACCUUGGGUCUGCAGAGUGGGCCAAAGUGGUGGAGGACAUAUGUACCAACCUGAGCUGCGGGGCAGUGUAUGAGCUCCGACAGAAUGGCACAGCUACUUUAAACUACUCCAGCUCAACGUGUCUGAGCCAGUGUGUCUACAGAGACCUACUGGUGGAGAACUGUACAGAGCUCUCAUACACGGACUGCUCUAACCUGACUGAGAUAACCUGUGGGCACCAGGCCGUGCGAUUGGCUGGAGGCUCACACCACUGUGAAGGACGGGUGGAGUUGUGGAGAGAGGAAAAAUGGGGAACGGUGUGUGACGAUAGUUGGGACCUGAGAGAUGGGGGCGUGGUCUGUGCUCAAUUGGGCUGUGGCUCUGCCCUAAAUGUGAGUGGGGAGGACGGGUCCUUUGAAGCGGGUGUUGGUCUGGUUCUCUUAGAUGAAGUGAACUGUGGGGGGAGCGAGAGGAACCUAUGGGAGUGUCCCUCCAUGGGGACAGUCAACGACUGUGGACACAAAGAGGACGCUGCAGUGGUUUGUUCAGGAAUUCCAUCUCAACCAGGCAACGAGACGGCAGAACAGAACACCCAGACUUCAACCACAGGCUCAGUUCUACUAGUCACCAGUGCAGAGAGCCGGUCCUCUCCUCCCGUAGCUGCUGUCUGGGGCUGCAUCGCAUUGUCUAUAGCCCUCCUCCUCACACUCCUCUCCAAUGCUUCACUCUUCCUGUCUUACAGGAGGAGAGCUGCACUUCUGGUUCACCAAAGACAAGAUGGCCGCUUGCUGUCCAUCCAGUCUCAACACACCGACCGAGGGGAGAGUGUCAACCUCCUCACAGUCACCAUGGACACAGCUGAUUACACUCCACAGUACCUUUCCAAACAGCCCUCUCAGAAUGACACCGAAGCCUCGUGUGACUCUGACUAUGAAAACGAUGACUUCAAUGACCAACCCUCUGUUGCCAUGGCUACUGCACUUGUCAGGGUCCUUGACAAUGGAGUGAGCACAAGCAGAGAGCCAUGGGAAACCACGCAGACAGCAGAGACCUCUGACGCUCCUGAGAAAUAUAAUAUUGUUACUGAGACAAUCAAUGGCAUUGAGAGAAAUAACACUGCCACCCAAAGCUGUCAUUCGCUGGUGUCAUCCAGCACGUCUUCUGGGGAAUGCUAUGAGAACAUUGAGACACUGGAGAAGGAGCUGCUGGACUCAGGUCCAGAUUUGAGAAAAACUGCCCUCACAGACUUGAUCUGUGGAAGAGAGCCAUCCUUGGGAUCGAGUAGCAGUACAUCAUCAGGGGAAUCCUACUACAACGUGGGGAUGGCAGUGGAACAGCAUCUACAGUCAGAGAACACCUAUACGCAUUCCCCUGUGCAAUCAACCAGUACACACCAGGAUCAGCAACAGCCUGUGAACAGUAGCUGCCACCUACUGAGCAAUCAAAAUCAAGAAGAUUCAAGCAGCUCAUCCUCUUCGGAGCUUUAUGAGAACAUAGGAGUCCAAGAUGAAGAGGGGAUUGGUGAUGCUACUGUGAAAGAAGACCCGGACCAGUCUCUUUCUGACAGUGACUACGAUGACAUAACAAAUUACUAGCAUUUCAUCAAACAUAGCAGUGAAGUGAGAACUAUCAUCAUUUACAUUUUAGCAGAUGCUCUUAUCCAGAAAGACAUACAGGGGAAAUGAAGUGUAAUUGCCUUGCUCAAAGGUACAGACAGAUAUGUUUUCACCUCGUUAGCUUGGGGAUUCGAACCAGCGACCUUUCUGUUACUGGCCCAACGGUCUUAACCCCAUUCGCUUCUCCACUACACAGAAUGACCAGCAUUGUCAACAAACUACACUGUCACUGAUAUUGAUUUAAUACAGUGAUCUGAGCCACACAAAGCACAGUCAAUGCACAUCAAACUUUUUAAACUUGAAAUUCAAUUGUGUUAAUAUUAUCAAGGAGAAAAAGCUAAAAAAAAAUAAUAAGUGCAUACAACAUCUAUUCAACUAUGACUAAAUAUGAAUAGCCUAGUCUAUACACGCAUAUGCAGAUGUUUUGUACAGAAUAUGAGCACAUUUUUUACUAUCCAAAAUACCUACUUCUGACUGGGCUAUCACAACAAAUCCUCACAACAAAUCCCAUGAAUGUCUUUGGCAGUUAAGCGUUUUUUAUGGUUCCCUGAUGAUGAAUAAAUUAGUACAUAUUUAAUAAACUAUACACAGACUACUUAA